This is a messenger RNA of Symbiodinium sp. CCMP2592, 891 nucleotides long. The record is from the annotation of a GenBank genome assembly. Lineage: Eukaryota; Dinophyceae; Suessiales; Symbiodiniaceae.
AUGGGAUGGGCUAUGCCAGCCAUGGAGAGCGAAGGAGGCCAACCUCCUGGAAUGGAGCCUGCUUCACCUCGCAAGGCUUCUCGAUGUUUGGCCGAGCUGCUCCAGUCGGACGAGGGACAGGUGCACUUCCUGAUCAAGUUCCUGACGCAGAGAGGGAGAAGCGCAGCAUCCGAGAUGAGGAAUCGAUUGGCAAAGGACAAACCUGUUCAAGCCCGUGGCUACCACUUCAAGAAAGAGGUGAUCGCGGAGGCUCUGCGCUGUUGGCAAGAGAAUGAGGGAGACGAAGCAGGCCGAGAUCGGCGAUGGGACAGCGUCUCCCGGACAACUCGGCGUGCUGUGGCGACGGGCGCCACGGAGACGGAUGUAGAUGCAGUGGCAAUCCUUGCAUUGCUGCGAUCCUCGUUGAGCCCUGGGCGGGCUGAAACACUGCUGGUCCAACAGUUCCGCCCGCCCGUGGACUGCCCCACCAUCGAGCUCCCAGCUGGCCUUGUGGACGAGGGGGAGACAGCCGAAGAGGCAGCCCUGCGAGAGCUCAAGGAGGAAACUGGUUACAUCGGUACGGUCGCUGAAUGCUCGGGGGUUCUGACAAUGUCCCCAGGGCUUUGUGAUGAGAUGAUACGGCUCGUGGUCGUCGAGGUAGACCUAGAUCGACCGGAAAACCAGUCACCAGAGCAGCAGUUGGAGGAAACAGAGCGGAUAGUGGUGCGGCGCGUGCCCCUAGAUCAACUUCUGCAAGAGCUCGAGGCACUAACCCGAGAAGGAUGCAUGCCGAUCGCAGGCUUACACUUCUUGGCGGUGGGCUUGCGCCUUGGCCUUCUGCAACGCUUCUUCUCCGAGCCCCUGGCGGUUCCCGGUCCCGGCGGUGGCAGUGGCCAGAUGUCUUCAGGAUGA